ACCAUAACACUGCCAGCUAGCUGACCCACCGCAUGCCAUGGAGAGAUGAGAGAGAAGAGCACAGCACUUCCUCUCUCUCUCUGGGAGCAAGUCAUGUGAAUUAUGGAAGAAGCCAACGAAGAGCAGAGGAAUACUACCUCCACCACCCACCUUGUUGAUUUCGUAAAAUCCACAACAAAGCUCCGUGCGUGCCUUUGCAUCUACUGCACCUCUCUAUCUCUAAUCCUGUCCACACUCUGCCACUGCUGAUCAAUUCUGCAUUGGAUAUGGAUUUGGUCCUGUAUUCAUAGGUAUGAAUCGGAGUCUGAAGGAAUCUUUGGCCGGCGGGAGGAAUAUUCCGGGGAGAAUGGAGCACCGGCGAGGUCUGAGUUUCAACGGAGGAAUGCCCAAGGAAACCGACGAGAACUUGGAUCUCUUCUCUAGGAACCGCCGCAGUCUCUCCGUCGCAUCUUCCGACGAAUCAGACGUUUCGGUGAAGUUGGGGAGACUUUCAGUCGGGCCAGCGAAAUUGGCCAAGAGUGGAAUGGAUGAUCUACUGUCAGCGGCAGAUGGAGGAAAGCAUGAUUAUGAUUGGCUGCUCACUCCUCCUGGAACUCCUAUUUUUCCUUCAUCGGAUAGAACCGAGUCUCAACCACCCUCAGCGGCUCCAAGAAGCAGUUCAUUGGCUAGAUCAGUUUCUACAAAUAAGACUUCAAGGCUUUCAGUGUCCCAAUCAGAGAACAAUCAUCCAUCGAGACUAGUCAGAAGCAACUCAGUGACUCGCCCUUCAAUCUCAACUAGUCAAUAUAAUACCUCCUCAAAUAAAUCAACCUCAGUCCUCAACACCAGCUCGGCUUCAGUCUCAUCUUACAUAAGACCGUCCUCCCCUGCUACUCGUUCCUCAAUCUCCUCCUCUACUGCAAGACCCUCCACGCCUUCAUCUCGCUCCUCAAUGUCCUCAUCUACUGCGAGACCUUCCACCCCAUCAGCCCGUCCAGUGACAUCCAGACCCUCAACUCCUUCUAAAGCUCGUCCAUCGCCCACCACCUCUUCCAUCGAGAGAAUGAGACCAUCCCCAAAUUCAAGACCCUCAACUCCAAAUUCAAGGCCCUCAAUUCCUGCAAACUUGAAUACCCCAGCCACAAGGUCAGCUUCCCGCCCAUCAACACCUACUCGUCGGAAUUCAGCACCUUCUUUAUCUCCAUCAACAGCACCUUUGUCUCCAGAAGCAGGACUUUCAACACCUGUUGGGCGGAUGCCAUCAAAUGGGCGCAAUGCAGCAACGUUAUCCCGGCCUAGCUCCCCUAGUCCACGAGUUCGGCCUCUGCCUCAGCCAAUGAUUCUUCCUGAUUUUUCACUUGAGACACCACCAAACCUGCGAACAACAUUGCCCGACAGGCCGCUUUCUGCUGGUAGGUCCAGACCAGGUGCCGCUCUGACUGUCAAGGGGAAUGUAGAAACCCCCACUCCCACAAAUGUCCCUAGAAGACAACCAUCACCCAUUGUUUCUAGGGGAAGAAUCAUGGAAUCUCCUGUAAAGGGGCGUUUGCACGCUGUUUCACAAGUCAUUGAUACAAUGGAGACUCGUAAGGCAUCGCAUGUUCCAGAGUUAUCAUUGCGGAAACCAAUAAAAUCUUCAGCGACAUCCACUGAGAGCUCUGGAUUUGGUAGGAAUAUCUCUAAGAAAUCGCUGGACAUGGCUAUCAGACAUAUGGACAUUAGAAAUGGAACCAGUGGCAUUCGCCCUCUUUCUGGAACCACACGCUUCCCUCAGAGCAUUCGGUCUGCUAAUCCAAAAAACCAACCUGGUCGUGCUUUAAGUGCUCCAGCUUCUGUCAAUGGGAACCUGCCUGUCAGCAAUAAUGGUUUCAUUUCAGAAGAUGGAGACUAUAUAAAUAGGUCUCCCGAAAAUGGAACGAAAGAAGUGAAUUACCGACUUUCAGCGAAACUCAGUGAAAUGGACAUCUAUGAGAGCUCCCGGUAUGACACAAUUCUGCUCAAGGAAGACUUGAAGAACACAAACUGGCUGCAUAGUUUUGAUGGUAAGUCUGAUCAAGGACCCCUCUUUGACAACGGAUUUGAGCCCCUGCCUGAACCUUUUGACCCCUUAUAACCUCUGUGAAGUAAUUGUCCAUCAUGUUAUUUCUUUUUUCAAAAUUAUUUUUAGAUUUAUUUGUUCGGUUUUUAAGAACGGUGUCUUUUGGUUGCGCCAUGUUUACAAGGUAAGAGGGUUACUGUACUAUACAUUGUUGGUCUCUAUACGUUGUUUCCUCAACAAUGGGAGUGAAUAACAGCCUAUGUUCUGUAUCGAGGAAAAGAUUGGCAUUCUACUGAUUGUUAAUUUGUUAUGCAUAUAUGUUUUCGUUGAAA
This is a messenger RNA of Rhododendron vialii, 2349 nucleotides long. RefSeq lists its product as uncharacterized. Gene Ontology annotation, biological process: cortical microtubule organization. The transcript is spliced from 6 exons. The coding region runs from base 293 to 2092 and encodes 599 amino acids. Gene Ontology annotation, cellular component: cortical microtubule. Lineage: Eukaryota; Viridiplantae; Streptophyta; Magnoliopsida; Ericales; Ericaceae. The record is from RefSeq and is a predicted model, not a curated record.